GCAUAUCCCCGACACUCCUGAUCGCUCCUGAAGCAGAGAAGCCAUGAGGACCACGAUGAUGAGGGUGCUGGCCGCGCUGAUGUGCAUGAUGGCUGCGUGCGCAGAUGUCGUGCCCAUGCAAGACUUCAGCCUGGAGAAGAUGGCAGGUAAGUGGUACCUGAUUGGUUUUGCAAGCAACGCCCAGUGGUUUGUGGACCACAAAGAGACCAUGAAGGUUGGAACUGCCAUUUUCACGCCAACUGAGGAGGGAGACCUGCACCUGUCCUAUGCCAACCUGAAGGACGAUGGGUCGUGCUGGAGGAUGACUCAGCUGGCCAAGAAGACAGACACUCCUGGACGCUUCACCUUCCACAACCUAGUUUGGAACAACGACAACGACAUGCGCGUUGUGGACGCCGUGUACGAUAACUACGCUCUGGACUACACCCUCAAGACCAAGGAGGGAGUGUCUGAAGCCCUCAUCAAGCUGUACAGCCGAAGUCCCGAGGUCAGCGAAGACCUGCAGCAGAAGUUCACUCAGUUUUCUCAGAGCAACGGCAUCAACCCUGAAAAUAUCAUCAUCCUGCCAAAGAGCGCUGAGUGUCCCGAGGUCGUAUCGACACCCGCCCCCUGAACCGUCCAUUCGUUAUUGCUGCACCUCUGGACUUCAGGGUUUCACCUCAGAGGAGCAUCGCCAGUCCUCACCGUGAAGUCUGCCGUGCCACGAACAAUAAGAACGUGUGCCUUUGUGAAAACAUUUUGGUGUCCCCUUCCCCGUUUCCUUUUAUUAAAAUGACCUGAACACCAAUAAACUGAUUAAAACCAC
Messenger RNA from Nematolebias whitei (Rio pearlfish), 805 nucleotides. RefSeq names its product prostaglandin D2 synthase b, tandem duplicate 1 (gene ptgdsb.1). Bases 44 to 613 code for a protein of 189 amino acids. The transcript has 6 exons. NCBI's taxonomy places the organism in Eukaryota, Metazoa, Chordata, Actinopteri, Cyprinodontiformes, Rivulidae. The record is from RefSeq and is a predicted model, not a curated record. Gene Ontology annotation, molecular function: small molecule binding.